AGCUGCAGGAGAACUUUCGCGCGCAAAGUGCCGAACUUUGGCGCCCUGCUUGUGAAAGUUCGAUCCGCGUGUCCAAAUGCGGCGAUGUAGAAAAAACACGGGAAUUCUGGGAGCUAAUUCCUGGAAGUCGCGUGCGUAGGGUGUGUAGUCAGACCGGGACUACCGGUCGAAACGCAGAGCCCGCACACCUGCUUCAAAAUUUUUGAAAGCCGAAGCUUUUCGGAACUGCUCUGAGAACUAAUUUCUGAAAGCUCUGAUAUGUUCACACACGACUCGCAAGGCACAUCCUGACGUGUAUGGCGCGAAUAUGUAGAAUCCAGGGGCUCGCAGCCCCUUCUUCCGGCGACGUAGUGGCCGAGCGAGCUUUGCGAGGGCGCACGCCCCUCGUAGCGAAGCGAGCCGUCACUACUUACCCGCUAGCGACCUCUGCUGUUCUUGCAGCCUCUGUUGCACCCGGCGCUGCGACCUCUCGUCGCAGUGCUGGAGCAUGCCUCGACCCAAGUGGUCUAUGGGCGGACAAGAGCUGCGACGCGCGCAGCGGACGUCGCGGCGCGGUCCCUGCUGCGCGCCUCGCUGCUAUGUAUCUAGUAGUGCAAAAGACGCUGCGAAGGAGCGCAGAUUAUACACCUUUACUUCAUACAGAGCCCCCGGAGUUCCACCACUCUGAAGGGUGUAACCUUUUGAGAACAUACGAACUAAACAAGCUGCCAGCCCGUCAAGGGGCGCCAGCGCUCUGCUGGGGAUAGAUUUGGGGAGAA
This is a messenger RNA of Amoebophrya sp. A120, 758 nucleotides long. Lineage: Eukaryota; Dinophyceae; Syndiniales; Amoebophryaceae. The record is from the annotation of a GenBank genome assembly.